CGCAUCCAGUUUCCUAUGAUUCUUGAAGGUCGAAGCCUCUUGGUUAUAUUUUGUUUUCCUUAGGGCAGAGAUUCCACUGGAGCAUGUACUUUAAAAGCCUCAUGAGGUCAUGCUCUGUCCUUAAAAAUUCAACCUUAACCUUAGUAAAGAGAGCGUGUAAUGCAAACGCAAAAUGCAGGGCCUACAAACUUGUGUCUGGCCAAAAGAAGAUAAAGAGGAUGCAUAGCAAAAUCCAAAAUGUACAUGGCAAUUGACAAGUUGGGUACGUGGAGCAAGCCUAAACACUAAAAACAUGAAACAAGCUGACCUCUAACCGUUGGUUGAACGUUCAUCUAUGGCCGCCAUGUGAGCUUUGUAUAUCACACUUGACACUUCAUCAGUCCAUUGCUCUCUGUCUCUCUCUCUCUCUGUCCUCGUAUCAAAGCCAUGGCAAGCACUACCUCUCCCUUUCUGUCUGUGUCAAAAUUGGAUUUUCCAUUUUUAUCCUCUCAGAGAAACAUAACUUUCAGCAAGGAAAAUCUUCAUCAAGUUAAGAUGCCUCGUAGGAUGUCUAAGUUUUCUGGGUUUGAAUCAAAUGGGUUUAUCUUAUUUUCUUCUUUGAGUGGUCAAAUUGGUGAGGGCAGCUUUCCUAGUCCAGAAGCCACUGCGAACAACAAUGCGCCUGAGGUCCAAGUUCAAAGCAGAAUAUGGAACUGGAGGGGUUAUUCUAUCCGCUAUCAGCAUGCUGGCAACAGUGGCCCGGCAUUAGUAUUAAUUCAUGGUUUUGGAGCAAACAGUGACCAUUGGAGGAAAAAUAUUCCAGUUCUUGCAAAAUCACAUAGGGUAUACUCAAUUGAUCUUAUUGGUUAUGGGUACUCAGACAAACCAAAUCCUCGUCAAUUUGGGGAAAGUUCCUUUUACACAUUUGAGACAUGGGGCACCCAGCUAAAUGACUUUUGUAUUGAUGUGGUCAAGGAUGAAGCAUUCUUUAUAUGCAACUCUAUCGGAGGACUUGUUGGUCUUCAGGCAGCAGUUAUGGAGCCACAGUUAUGUAAGGGCAUAAUCCUCUUAAAUAUUUCUCUUCGUAUGCUUCAUAUUAAAAAGCAGCCUUGGUACGGAAGACCAUUGAUUAGAUCAUUUCAGAACUUACUGAGAAAUACUGAUGUGGGCAAAUAUUUUUUCAAAACUGUUGCCACACCAGAGUCUGUGAGGAAUAUCCUUUGCCAGUGCUACCAUGACACCUCCCAGGUAACAGAGGAACUAGUUCAAAAAAUCCUUCUUCCAGGACUUGAGCCUGGUGCUGUAGAUGUAUUUCUGGAGUUCAUUUGUUACUCAGGUGGCCCCCUUCCUGAGGAACUAUUGCCUCAAAUGAAGUGCCCUGUUUUGAUAGGAUGGGGUGAGAAGGAUCCAUGGGAGCCCAUUGAACUUGGACGUGCCUAUGGGAAAUUCGAUUCUGUAGAAGACUUCGUUGUUCUUCCUAAUGUCGGCCACUGCCCGCAGGAUGAAGCACCUGACUUAGUGAAUCCACUGGUCGAGUCAUUUGUGGCACGCCAUGCUGCACUCUCAGCCAGCAUUUCCACAGCUACCUGAUCUGUGGCAUGUCAGUUUGUUGCAGUUUCUUUGUGCAGCAAAGGCCAUUGCUAGUCAAAACUUAAUUCUUAUGCCCCAGAAGCAGCGGCUUUCAAACAGUAUUGCAGAUGCUUUUGAUGUUCUAUUGAUGGCGUCAUCAUGUGGCAUCUGAAUAGAAUGUUACGAGACGUGUUAUGGCACCCUAACUAGUUUUAUAUUCUACGCUUUCCCUUUUACCAGGAAUACCAAGUUUCUAUUAGGUUUUGCUCUUUGUAAUCACAUAUUAUGACUGUGUAAGACCUCUUUAGUUAGUGAUGUAUCAGCUUCACAUU
Prunus mume (Japanese apricot) is the source of this 1880-nucleotide messenger RNA. NCBI's taxonomy places the organism in Eukaryota, Viridiplantae, Streptophyta, Magnoliopsida, Rosales, Rosaceae. The record is from RefSeq and is a predicted model, not a curated record.